Myripristis murdjan (pinecone soldierfish) is the source of this 967-nucleotide messenger RNA. It is a transcript of the gene calca, whose product is annotated as calcitonin/calcitonin-related polypeptide, alpha. Bases 128 to 571 code for a protein of 147 amino acids. NCBI's taxonomy places the organism in Eukaryota, Metazoa, Chordata, Actinopteri, Holocentriformes, Holocentridae. Gene Ontology annotation, molecular function: calcitonin receptor binding; hormone activity. The transcript has 4 exons. Gene Ontology annotation, cellular component: extracellular region. The record is from RefSeq and is a predicted model, not a curated record.
UCCAAAUGUGGUUCUGCACAAACCUACCUGUUGCUACCUGUUUCAAAAGCAUACUGCAUUGCAAGGUGGGAAGAUGGGACUUUUGGCAGAGCUUCAGCCAUGAACAGCUCUGCAGCCCUUUUCGGAGAUGAGACACAGCCUCUUUACUCAGCUGACACACUCACCUGGAACCAUGGUCAUGUUGAAGCUCUCGACUCUCCUUCUUGCAUAUGCGCUGAUCAUUUGUCAGAUGUACAGCUCACAUGCAGCUCCAUCCAGAACUAGUCAGGAGUCCAUGUCAUAUGGAGUCACACUAACAAACGAUGAAGCUCAGAGGCUACUUAAUGCCAUCAUCAAGGAGUUCAUGCAGAUCACCUCACUGCAGCAAGAGCAGCAGACGACUGAGGGAAACAGUCCGGACAGACCCGUGUCUAAGCGCUGCACCGGCCUCAGCACCUGUGUGCUAGGCAAACUGUCCCAGGACAUUCACAAACUGCAAACCUAUCCCCGCACCGACGUGGGAGCGGGCACGCCUGGCAAGAAGCGAAGUCUGUCCGAGCACUAUGCAAACUAUGGCAGCUCGUUCAAUUGAAUUUCGAGAGGCCGCCUCCUCCCCUCCAAGCCCUAAUUACAUGGCCCAUCUCCUCCCUGCUCACUCCCUCUUAACUUUGCUCAUCCAUGCGUCUCUGUCCAUACAUGAGAUUGUUGAUGCAUGUGGAUCUUGUCUGCUUGACUAACUUCAGAGGAAUGCUCUCUCUUUAAUUUUGCAUUGCUAGAAUCUACAUUUUUGACAGAGAAUUGAACCUUUGGGUUUAAAUCAACUGACACAAGCUACAGAAAAAUCAUUUUAAAUCAUCAGAUUUAGUCACUUUUGCAGUUCUCAUUCUCAUUAUAUAAUUUCAUACAGUACUCAAGAAGUUAAGCAACAAAGACAUAAGGACAGCAAUUUCCCCUCUCUUUCCAGUAAGAUUGUUUCAUCAUCAAUAAA